This is a messenger RNA of Drosophila kikkawai, 4584 nucleotides long. RefSeq lists its product as uncharacterized. The record is from RefSeq and is a predicted model, not a curated record. Lineage: Eukaryota; Metazoa; Arthropoda; Insecta; Diptera; Drosophilidae.
AGCGAGUGGCAACGCUUCGCUUUUCAUCGCCCCCAAUCUGGCACCACUGCUCCAUUAGUUUUUUGUUUAUGUUGGACGUUGUCGGAAAAAUCGGCUGUUUUCCCGUGCGUCCGCUCUGCCAUGAAAAGCUGCUAAAAAGCUAAAUAUAAAAAUCAGCGCAGCGCGCGGCCAGACUCUCGUUCGGGACACGGGAAAUAUGUGAAUGCGGAGAGACGGAAUGGAAAACGCAUCUUGUGUGUGUACAUAAGUGUGUAUGCGUUUGCGGUUGUGCUUGUGUUGGUGCACGGUGCAAUGGAAAAGUGAUUAUUAUAAAUGAAAAGCAGAGAAAUGUCAGACGACGACAACCAACUCCCACUUGUACGUGUGCGGGGUGCGCAGUGAAGCAGGGGUGUUUGUGUUUGCAGUGGUGUGCGUGCAGAUAAAAGACUCUACGCUUCGAGUUUCUGUUCCGGAAGGAUAUUUGGUGUCAACCGGAGGGAAUAAUAUGCAGGCACGUCCAUUAAUUACGCGAAAGGUCAAAAGUUAGGACCCAAGGAGCCCCACAAUAAUAAUGUUGUAAGGAGGCGGCGAGGGAGAGAGCAAGCUACAGAGAAAUAAAGAGAGAGAGAGAGAGAGAGCGAGCUAUUGUGCAGGUGUGAGUGCGUGGUAGAACAAAGAGGACGAAAAACACGGCUGGGCUGGAAUUCGCCGCACGGCGAAUUGUUGUUUUGUACCAACAAAAAAUCGAAAGGAAAACAAGGAUUCUACGGAUUUUUAUUGAAACUGAAUAUACUUAAGACUGCCCAGUUAUACAACCCAAGAGCCAUGUCUGCGGCGGAACUUGAGGCGGAAGCUGCCGCCCAAGAGCAGCAACAGCAACAGCAACCGCCGCCCAGCGAGGAAACCAACAACACUACUGCCAUCGAUGAAAAUGCUUCCACGACAUCCAACAACGGCUUCAACAAUAACAUCGACAUAGAGACACAGCUGCAGAUGAGCAGCUUGGAUCACAACCAAAUGCAACUGGAGGGUAAUAGCAACAACGGUGGAAUCCAGGGACUGGGAAUAGGACUCAUGAACUCCUCACCGCCGCCGCACAGCUACCGGCACUCGCGGGCCUAUCGCCACUUCAAGAAUCCGCCGCAGCCGCACAUGUGCAUUCGCACCACAACGGAAGCCGGAGAGGAGCUGUUCAUCAACGUCCUUAGCUGGACACGCAUUGUGAUACCGCAGGAGCCCAGUGAUCCCAUUCCUCUUUACGGUGGCAUGCGCGUGCCACCUGGCAGCCCACGCAGUCCUCCCAUUGUCUUUGCCGUCAUGGCCAAUCCGGAGGUGCUCAAGGACUCUGGACGCCACAGCAAAGACCCCGAGGAGCGACGUGCCAUGGUGGAGCUGAUGUGUGACUUUGUGGAGGCUAUGAAUCCAGGCGUGAAAUUAGUCAGAAACGCCGUAAUACUUAAGGAUCGCGACAUCUCCGGCGAGCUGAAGGACGUGUGGAAUGCAGUGCAGGCGCAGCGAGAUCGCGAACGGGAGGAGCAAAUGAUGCAGCAGCGCCAGCAGCAGCAUUACCAGAACAUCACCACGCAACAAAUGUUUCCCAAAUCGCCAGAUGCAGCGCGGGCGGCCAGUGCCGGUGCCAGUGCGAUGAACAACGAGGCUGGCUCGCCACCGGCUCACCCAGAGUCGCUGCUGGCAGAGCACGGCAAUGGCAAUGGCAACGGUAAUGGCAUCACCCUGGCUGUGUUUGCCCAGCAGCUGGACAACAAGGUGGCCAGUGAGCAGGCAGAGCAGCAGCAACAGGAGCAGCAGCAAUCAGCACUAUUGGAGGAGGCUUGUGUGGAUCAAACGGAUGCGGGCAGCUCGGUAAAUGGAGCAGCCACUGGGCUGGACAAUCACCCAAAUGUGGAUACCGAAUCAGAGAUAAAGGCAGUUGCUCCAGUAACCACAAAUGGAGCCAGUACGCCCUCGCCAAAUGUCACACCCCAUACAGCACCAGCUCCAGUUCCAGCACCUGCACCUGCUCCGGCUCCAGCUGCCACACCAACACCACCUGCUGCUGCUGCUGCUCCCGCUAAGAAGGAAAAGCUGGGCGGCUUCUUGCCCAAUGGCUGCAUCUUCCCGCGCUUCAAGAACAACAAGCACAAGGACAAGGACAGCAGUCACAAGGAAGGCAAGAGCAAAGAGAAGACCCUGCUGAAUGCCCUCAAGAAGAGCAGCAAGGAGAAGAAGGUGGCGCCCAGCGAACAGCCGCCAGUGGAGAAGACUGCCGCUGCCUCGGACAAUGGCACCACCACGCAGUACGAGAAGAAUUGCAUCAAUAAUCUGGAGUGCGAGGUGCAGAAGCUGGACCUGAACAGCGGCAGCAAUAGCGAUAACAACAGUAUGUUUAUCAAGCUGAAAGUGUCGCCGGCGGCCAAUGCCACAGCAGCGGCAGCGGCGGCCAAGUAGAGACCCAGAAUCCUGAACACAAAUCUCGUAGGUAAGUGGGAGAGCUAGGAAAUCGACAGUGCAAGGAUCUGCCGAGCGUCCCUUAGGGCUUAGAGUCGUGAAUAGAGAGAGCGAGAGGGAGUCGUGUAGCAUAUACAAGAUUUAUAUAUACAGUAUACAGAACACAAGCCACUCACACACACAAAAACAUCUUUUGGAUAGCCAUUGAGAGACCACAGAACAUAAAUCAGAGACAGUUGUGCCAUGCUCACCAGCUCAUAUAGACAGCGCUUCUCCCAAGGAUCUUCCCCCGGCAUUUACGCAACUGACAAAAUGAUUAACGUAUUUACAUAGUUCAAUAUACAUAUGUAUGAGAUUCGCAUACACAGAGUUUGCCUUAUAUACAACAAGACCCAACAAGGGGAGAGCGAUCCAAGAACCUAGCAGCCAGAAGUCAAGUAUAUUUAACAAAUAAUCAAGUUGUAAUCAAGAGAAACUCAUGCGCCAAAAACAUCCCAGCACACAACUCACUACUCAUCACAUUUUGGGCUAACAGAUAGCUAGCUCCAUUCCCUGAUUUCACAUCCAUGAUCACUAAAAGCCAUGCAAAAGUAUUACGAAUGAUCCUCGCAGAUCCCUCCACCACCACCUCCUCCUCAGCACCCUCGAUCGAUUGAUCUCCACGCUUUGAAGUUGAGGGCUGUAGAAUGGGCGCGGUUUUAGAGACGGCUCUAUAUAUAUGUAGCAACAACUAACUUAUGUACCUAAAAGUAUACCAGGAUACCGACACGAGAACUCGUAUACACAGAUCCGCCAUGUCGCUAUUAUUAUGUUUUAUUUGUGUUUAAAGUUUAACUUUUAACUUCCCUUCCAUUGAGUGUGUUUUCCCAUUUUUUAUUUAUUUUUCGUGCGUGCUUACUGUGUUGUAAUUGAAACUAUUGAUGGAAUGUCCUUUACCUGAGCCCCCCUUAAUGUGUUUUUAUUGUUUUGUGCUAACACCCGAGAACCCUCAACUUCAAACGAAACCAUUCACGAAUCGUAAACAUAUAUAGUGUGGCUAUAUCACUGAUAUAGAGUGUAGAGAGAGUCAAUCACAAAAAUUCGAAUAAUACAAAAAUUCGGGAACCCAACUAAAAAGAGGAAAAGAAAAACAAAGAAAAAAAAAACUAAAAAACAGUUUCAACUGCAAUAUCGGACUGAACAAUGCUGCCAUAUAAAAAUAUAUAUAAUUAACAUCUAUAUGCAAAUAUAUUGCAAUUUCCAUAAAUGAACGAAAUUUCAAUUGUGAUUCAAUUCGAAAAAUCUAAUUUUGUUUCCACAUCGAAAACACUAUUUUGAAGAAAACAAACCCAAUACACAUACAACACGUAUACAGAAUACCGAAUAAAAUAUAAUUUUGUUUGCUAGGCAAAACAAAACUAAACAAAAAAAAAAACACCAAGUAAGCUCCAAGAAAACGCAACACCAAAAACUUUUUCUUUUGGUUUUUGUGUUUGUUUUUUUCUCUUUUGUUCUUAGUUCUUUCGUUUAGGUGCCAUACAAGUAAAGAUGUAUGAGAAUUAAUCAAAAUUGAUUGCCUAAACCUAGAGUUUCCUUAAUUGUGAGUUGGAACGAGUCCCCGAAUCGGAGGAUCCACGGAUCGUGGGCGACGGAUGAGAAGAACCCUAAAGUAUAUGCUAGUUUUUAACUGGUUGUAAAUGAGAGAAAUGCUCGUGUAAAAUUAGUAUUAAAUUAUAGCACCACCAACCCAACAAGAACAACAACCACAUCAAGAAACAUCAACAGAAUCACACUAUAUAAUUACAAAUUAAAAACUAGUUUAAGAUUCAAGUCUUCUAAGCGAAGAGCAAAAAAGCAAUAAUUUUACGUGAAAAGAGAAAGGCGGUGCAAGAAAAUGAUGAUGAAAAUGCGUGCCGAACAGCAAAGUGAGGGCUGUUCUUUAAAAUCUCUGGAAUUUCUUUAAAAAUAUUCAAGUGUUGGUAACAAUAUUCAAAAUACAUUUCCCAAAAAAAUAAUUGAUAACCUGAUUCCAUUGGCCUAGAACACAUUUAGCCUGUCCAUCCAAGUCUUUUUUGUAAUUGUACGUUGGAUCAACCGAAUGUUAAUUAUACCCUUGCAGGGUAUUAUAAUUUCAGUCAGAAGUUUGCAACGCAGUGAAGGAGACGUUUCCGACCCUAU